This is a messenger RNA of Pleuronectes platessa (European plaice), 691 nucleotides long. RefSeq names its product pancreatic progenitor cell differentiation and proliferation factor a (gene ppdpfa). Gene Ontology annotation, biological process: multicellular organism development; cell differentiation. The transcript is spliced from 5 exons. Bases 233 to 580 code for a protein of 115 amino acids. Lineage: Eukaryota; Metazoa; Chordata; Actinopteri; Pleuronectiformes; Pleuronectidae. The record is from RefSeq and is a predicted model, not a curated record.
UCUGAGCUGAGUCAGUGACACCAGCAGCUCUUUGACCAGCAGCCUGUUAACCAGCAGCCUGUUAACCAGCAGCCUGUUCACCAGCAUCCUGUCGACUGGUUCUCUCACAGAACUCAUCCACUGAUCAGCCUCAGUCACAACCUGCAGCUCCUGAGAACCUGGUUCCAGCAGCAGCAUCUCACAGGUCUCCAUCUUCCCUCUUUGAUUGGUUCUACACCUGAAGUCGGAGAAAAUGGCCUCAAUUCCAUCAACUGGUUCUCUCAUCGCCACUCACGACUACUACAGAAGACGAAUCGGCUCCACCUCCAGUAACAGCUCCUGUGGCAGCGCCGAGCACACGGGGGAGGUCAUUCCACACCACCCAGGACUUCCCAGGCAAGACUCCGGCCACUGGUGGACUUCGUUUUUCUUCGCAAAGCAGAACCAGCCCGGCAUGCAGAGCGGAGCCGAGAGUCAAAAGAACAAAACCUACACAGUGGCCGACGGUCAGGUGACCUGCAUCGCCCGGGAAAUGGUUCUGAAGAGACAACUCAGCGAAAACAGCGAAAACGGAAAGUCAACGACUCCAGCUUCCUCCUAGUCCACCCUCCUGCCCUGUGACCUCCGACCCCUGAGCACCUUCACCCUCAGUCCCUUCACCCUCAGCUCCUUCACCCUCAGCUCCUUCACCCUCAGCCCCUUCACCCUCAUC